CACACACAGACACUUACACACACUUAUCCACACACACGCGCACGCACACACACUUAUCCACACACACACACACCUCGAACGCGCAUCUCUUUAGGGAAAGCGCGCCGGGACGCACCGCACGCGCAUCAGUGUCUCCGGUUAAGCUCGUGAGCAUCUUCUCUGCCGGAACCAGAAUGGCACUGAGACGGAUGUUGAGCUCGUAACGCUUCCUUUAUUUCUAUUUUCUCACGCGGUUCCGUGUCGCGGCACUGAUCCAUGGCCUCGAACGUGACGCGCAACUGGACCAAUCAGUUCGCGCAGCCGCCGUGGCGCGUGGCUCUGUGGUCGGUGGCGUACGGUUCGGUUCUGACCGUGGCCCUGUUCGGGAACCUGGUGGUGGUGUGGAUCAUCGUGGCUCACCGGAGGAUGCGCACCGUCACUAACUACUUCCUGCUGAACUCCGCGUUCUGCGACGCCGCCAUGGCCGCCUUCAACACGCUCAUUAACUUCAUCUACGCGGCGCACGGGGACUGGUACUUCGGAGAGGCGUACUGCAAGUUCCACAACUUCUUCCCCGUCGCCGCGGUGUUCGCCAGCAUCUACUCCAUGACCGCCAUCGCCAUGGACCGGUACAUGGCCAUCAUCCAUCCUCUGAAGCCCAGAUUAUCAGCCACAGCCACUAAAGUGGUCAUUGUGUGUAUCUGGGUUCUUGCCGUGGUUCUGGCAUUCCCUCUCUGCUUCUACUCCACCAUCAGGAGUCUACCUCGAAGAACCAUCUGCUACGUCGCUUGGCCAAGACCAGCUGAAGAUUCAUUAAUGUACCACGCCAUAGUGUCUGUGCUGGUCUACAUGCUGCCCCUAGUGGUGAUGGGAAUUGCUUACACCAUAAUUGGAGUGACGCUGUGGGGAAGCGAAAUUCCAGGAGACUCGUCAGACAACUACCACGGCCAGCUACGCGCCAAGAGGAAGGUCGUAAAGAUGAUGAUUGUUGUAGUGGUGACCUUUGCCCUUUGCUGGCUGCCGUAUCACGUGUACUUUAUUGUCACUGGACUGAACAAACAGUUAAACAAGAGGAAAUCCAUUCAGCAGGUUUACCUUUCAGUGCUGUGGCUGGCCAUGAGCUCCACCAUGUACAACCCCAUCAUCUACUGCUGCCUCAACAACAGGUUCAGAGCGGGCUUCAAAAGGGCUUUCCGGUGGUGUCCUUUCAUCCGUGUAUCGAGUUAUGACGAGCUGGAACUGCGUACAGCGCGACUCCACCCACGUAAUCGCAGCAGCAUGUGCACGCUGUCCCGCGUCGACACCAGCGUCCUUGGCGACGACCCUCGCCAUGCCAACCGCAAGAGCACCAAGUCUCUGAACCACAGUGAGAUCAACAGCGCCAAAGCGAGUCCUCCUCCCACCAAAUACGGCCUGUACACCGACACAAGCUCCGCCUCCAAGCACUUCGACUGACAGCCACGAAAAACACGCUGAAAUUUUAACUUCGGAGUAGCAACCAUUUCUGUGUGAUUUCAUCUUGCUGAAAGCACUGAACCUCCUGGCAGAGGCAACCAGGUCAGAAUUCAAGACGUUAUCAUGGUGAAAUAAAAAUGUUACAAAAAUGUGAUUGUAGUUGUUAAGUCUGUUGCUCUAAAAAUUGUUUAUAUGGUUAAUAUUUAAUAUAAAUUUUAUGUGUCGUGUUGGUGGAACAUCUAAGGGACAAAACAUUGCUAGUGAACAGAUGGUUAAAUCUGGUGCAUUAUUUCAAAAGAAAACAUUAACAGAUGAUGCAGUCAGUUUAGCACUGAAUAUUAUUAACUGUAUUAAAGCCAACCAGCUGUUUUACAAAUUACAUUUUGUGAGAAUUUCGAUGUGUUGUCUGACAAAGAGUGGGAAUUAAUGAAUGUAUUUGAGAACAAAACAUUAACUGUCAGGUAUUUUAGGGUAAAGUCUGUAUGGAUGGUGUACUGUAUUUCUGCUGUGUUUAAACUUGUCUAUCCAGAAGACAUAAAUAAGGAUUUGUCAUAUAUAUUAAAUUUUGCAGUAAAUUUGUGAGGUUUGAUGAUUUCCAGUCGUUUCGUGCCAUGUUCAUAAAAAUAAGCUUGUAAUACUGUGACUGAUAUUCAAACAUGUUUAUUUUGUGAUGAAUAAAAGUGACUUGGAGACGUCAUGCUUUAAAAUUCCUUGUCCAAUCACUGAUAUUCUAACAGUCAGACCUGAUUUAUAGGAAAUUAAUCAACACCUUCUGAUCAAUAAGAAUAUAAUUAUAGUGCUGUGGUGUAAGCAUGUGGUGUAAGAAAGACGAGGCAGUUUUUCACCAUAAACACUGUGACACAAUCGUCAAUGUCCGAUCUUUAAUCCGAUCUUAUUAAUGGAGGGAAAUACAGACUGGUUCAGGCUGUUGCAGCUCUUAAAUUCCUACAUCUCCAUGUGAAAACGAGUUAAUCUUUUACUAGCUUAGUGCCUGCAUGUGACUUC
This is a messenger RNA of Pangasianodon hypophthalmus (striped catfish), 2439 nucleotides long. It is a transcript of the gene tacr3l, whose product is annotated as tachykinin receptor 3-like. The transcript is spliced from 5 exons. Gene Ontology annotation, cellular component: plasma membrane; sperm midpiece. Gene Ontology annotation, biological process: positive regulation of flagellated sperm motility; G protein-coupled receptor signaling pathway. Gene Ontology annotation, molecular function: tachykinin receptor activity. NCBI's taxonomy places the organism in Eukaryota, Metazoa, Chordata, Actinopteri, Siluriformes, Pangasiidae. Bases 256 to 1434 code for a protein of 392 amino acids. The record is from RefSeq and is a predicted model, not a curated record.